AUGGCUAUGACCGAAGAGUUUUUGAAAGCUGAUAUAAAUAAUUCAUUUGCCUUUGUGCAGAAUAUAUCUGACUUUCUCAGUGAAGACCCCUUUUAUUUGCAAAGUUCUCCAUAUUUCUCUAAAAGUACAGAAAUAAUACUGGCCAUUAGCAUCUCACUGAUGGUUUCGGUUACAGUAAUUGGAAAUGGGCUAGUUAUUUUGGCAUUCUUCCUGGAAAAGAAAAUUAGAACACCAAGCAAUUAUUUCCUGCUUAAUCUGGCUAUCUGUGACUUUUUUGUGGGUGUUGUUUCCAUACCAGUGUACACUCCCUAUGUACUUUCUGGAAAGUGGACACUUGGGACAGUGCUUUGUAAAGUAUGGCUAAUAACAGAUUCCAUUCUCUGCCUUACUUCAGAAUUUAGUAUAGUCCUUAUCAGCUAUGACCGCUUUCUCAGUAUCAUUCAAGCAGUUGAAUACCAGAUACAACAAAGAGGAGCCAGACGUGUACUGAUUAAGAUGUCAGCCGUGUGGGUGAUAUCAUUCUUCAUUAGCAGCCCAUUUCUUAUAUUUGGGGAGUACCUAUUUGGUACUGAAUUUAUUCCGCAAGGACAAUGUUAUCUUCCUGUACUAAGCUGGAGCUUAGAUAUUACAAUAUCAGUUUGUACAUUUACUUUACCAUUUGUUUGUACUACUUAUUUCAGCAUUAAAAUAUACUGGAAUCUGAGAAAGAGAAGUAGGCAAAAGCAUAGACUGUUUAAUACCAUUGGAGUUCACUUGUCUCAUUAUGGGAAACAAAAUGGAACAAGAAAUGAUGGCACUGCUAACUCUUUAAAGCUGUCAAAGGAUAAAAAAAUAGCCCAGUCACUUGCUAUUAUUGUGUCUGUUUAUGGGAUCUGUUGGGCACCAUUCAAUAUACUGACGAUCUGCCGUACAUUUGAUAAAAGUAAAGUGAUUGAUCCUUUCUUGUAUGACAUUUCCAGCUGGAUGCUUUGGUUUAAUUCUUGCAUUAAUCCUGUGCUCUAUCCUUUUUGCCACAGCAGCUUUAAAAGAGCUAUUUUGAAAAUCCUUUGCUUAAAAAGAAACUGA
Protopterus annectens (West African lungfish) is the source of this 1065-nucleotide messenger RNA. Its product is annotated as histamine H3 receptor-like. NCBI's taxonomy places the organism in Eukaryota, Metazoa, Chordata, Ceratodontiformes, Protopteridae. Gene Ontology annotation, molecular function: G protein-coupled receptor activity. The transcript is spliced from 4 exons. Gene Ontology annotation, biological process: adenylate cyclase-activating adrenergic receptor signaling pathway. Bases 1 to 1065 code for a protein of 354 amino acids. Gene Ontology annotation, cellular component: membrane. The record is from RefSeq and is a predicted model, not a curated record.